Messenger RNA from Boeremia exigua, 1600 nucleotides. RefSeq names its product MFS transporter-like protein. The coding region runs from base 127 to 1443 and encodes 438 amino acids. The record is from RefSeq and is a predicted model, not a curated record. Gene Ontology annotation, cellular component: membrane. Gene Ontology annotation, biological process: transmembrane transport. Gene Ontology annotation, molecular function: transmembrane transporter activity. The transcript has 2 exons. Lineage: Eukaryota; Fungi; Ascomycota; Dothideomycetes; Pleosporales; Didymellaceae.
CGACUUUCAUCUCCAGCCGUUACACAGUCAAGAAUGAGACAAUCAUUGUAGAAUUUUGUUCUCUUUCAAUCAGGCCUCCUUGCUUUGCCUUGGCUGUUGCCCGUCUUCCGCGUUCAUCCGCACCACAUGGCGCUUCUCGCACCAGAAGCCGUACCAGAAGCCGCACCUCUGCUGGGCGACGAUGCGCCCCUUCAUAACAAUGACAGCACUUCUCAACGCACCUCACAAGAUGUCGAUCCCCGGUUCGCGCUCAAGAUCGCAGCAGCCAUGUUCUCAUUCGCCACGCUCGGGCUUUUCAACUCAUCCAUUGGCGUCCUGCUCCCGUUGAUCUCGGCGCACUACAAUCUGUCUGAUCUGCACGUAUCCCUCAUCUUCGUGUUUGGCCCCGUGGGCUAUAUUGUCGCUGCUCAGAUGAGUUCGUUGGUGCAUUACCACUUCGGACAGUUCGGGAUUGCACUUCUCGGUCCUGUGCUGCAGAUCAUCGCUGCAGCGUUGCUCUCGUUGCACCCGCCCUUCGGGCUAGUGCUUGUUGGCUUUGCGGUGCAAGGUCUUGGGUCUGGGCUUCUUGAUGGAAGCUGGUGUGCGUGGGCUGGCAGUAUGGAGAAAUCAAGCACAAUGUCUGGGUUUCUACAUGGUAGUUAUUCUGCUGGCGCAGCGACUGCUCCGAUCCUGAUCACAGCUAUGACUACGAAUGGACAUGCUUGGUAUACAUGGUGCUAUGUGCUGGUCGCUCUUUCCGUUGUUGAUGCUGUAGCGCUAUCUGCUGCGUUCUGGAACGAGACAGCAUCAGCAUACCGUCAAAUGCAUCAAUCCGAAAGAACAGACAACAAAGCUCAUGCCCAGGCAACAUUCAAAUUCCCUGCUACUUGGUGGUGUGCGGCUUACUGCCUCGCAGAUGUGGGUGUCGAAACAGCAAUCUCCGGAUGGGUUGUCUCGUUCAUGCUCCGCAGUCGAUCUGCCACUCCUUACCUUGCAGGUCUCUCAUCAUCAGGUUACUGGGCUGGCAUGGCUGUCGGAAGGCUAGUCCUAGGACCGUUGACUGAUAACAUCGGCGUGCGCAAAGCAACUGUUAUGUACUUUGCCAUUGCUCUGAUAGUCCAGAUGUUGUUUGCCGUGCUGCCGUACGUGUCUACCUCGGUCAUGCUGAUGGUGGCCCUGGGUUUCCUCAUGGGCCCUUUAUUCCCAUCUGGCGUGAUCGUCCUGACACAAUUGCUGCCAAAGGAACUACAUGUCGCUGCGGUCUCAUUCGUCGCGUCGCUUGGUCAAGUGGGUGGGGCGUUACUUCCGUUCGGUAUCGGUGCUGUUGUGGAAGGACUUGGAAUUGGAGUCUUCAGGUACGCAAUUCUGCUGCAGUCUGGGAUAGCAAUGAUGCUCUGGGUAGGUUUUGCCAGACUCCGACCCGCUGCAUCUAUUUUUGAACAGAGCUGGACGCAUGAGAAUUGAAGACAUGGGUUGGAUAGAUUCUAGGAAUGUAUGGGUGCACCUUAUGAUUGAUCAGGGACGUGCUCCCCGCCUAUUCAACGAGAUUUACUCAUCGCACCCGCGCAACUUGAAGGAGAUACACGAUGCAAGGCCUCCAAUGUGACAGUACGCUACAUCU